This is a messenger RNA of Cladophialophora carrionii CBS 160.54, 708 nucleotides long. RefSeq lists its product as uncharacterized. NCBI's taxonomy places the organism in Eukaryota, Fungi, Ascomycota, Eurotiomycetes, Chaetothyriales, Herpotrichiellaceae. The coding region runs from base 1 to 708 and encodes 235 amino acids. The record is from RefSeq and is a predicted model, not a curated record. Gene Ontology annotation, biological process: mitotic spindle organization. Gene Ontology annotation, cellular component: dynactin complex. The transcript has a single exon. Gene Ontology annotation, molecular function: dynein complex binding.
AUGAGUGCCCCAGCUGCGCCAUCAACAUCGCAAGCAUCCAGCAGGCCCCCGGUAACGCUAGGACAGAAUACACAUCUCGAUCCUGGGGCCUAUGUCCGUGGCACACACGCAAUCACUCUAGGCGAACACAUUUUAGUACAUCCACGAGCCCAGCUCAUUGCGAUCCAUGGUCCGCUUUCAAUUAGUGACAAGUGUAUCAUUUCCGAGAAGUGCGUAAUUGGCGGGCCUGUCCCGGGCGCAUCGACUACAGAUCCAAGUUCAAAGGCCGCUGCGGGUGGGAGCAAUCCACCAACUCCAUUACUCGGUCAGCCGGGCGAAGGAGAUGAUGACGAGCAGGAUCCUGUCAAGACCACAAUUGGCUCAAAUGUCUACAUGCAUCCCAGUUCCCAGGUGCAUGCCGGAGCCACGAUCAAGGACAGUGUGCUGAUUGAGCCUCAUGUAACUAUCCUCGCAAACGUUACGGUCGGAGCGCAUGCCAAGAUUUGUGCCGGUGUGACCGUGGAUCGAGACGUGGAAGAAUGGACUGUGGUGUAUGGACGUGGCGACGUCAAGCGGCGCCGAAAGACAGCGCCUCUGAGCGGUAAUACUCAGGACGAUGCCCCAGAUGUCGUCGAGAUGUUGAGGCUCAAAGCCAUGGACAAGGAGCGAGAAGGAACUGUUAGCAUCUUCAGAACAGCAGCACGAGCGAAUCUGACGAAGAAGAAAUGA